Molecule: messenger RNA, 4974 nt
Organism: Bombina bombina (fire-bellied toad)
Lineage: Eukaryota; Metazoa; Chordata; Amphibia; Anura; Bombinatoridae
Product: dual oxidase 1-like
Exons: 33
Coding region: 139-4665 (1508 amino acids)
Biological process (GO): response to oxidative stress; superoxide anion generation; defense response
Cellular component (GO): NADPH oxidase complex; plasma membrane
Molecular function (GO): calcium ion binding; heme binding; peroxidase activity
Source: RefSeq, a predicted model, not a curated record
GAAGUUCACACCCAGCCCUGCCUCGUAUGACCAAACAGGCACACAGACAUCUCAACAAGCUACUGCAGUUGUAAAAGUCUAGAGGAAGACACCAGCACAAAGAAUACAUUAUAUACCCCCAAUAAGUGUUUCCUGAAAAUGAACAAAUCAUUUACUCUCCUGUAUAUUUACCUGUUCUUCACAAACUGCAACUUCACAUGUGCACAAAGCAAUAUUAAUUGGGAGAUUCAACGAUAUGAUGGCUGGUAUAAUAACCUAGCUGACAAAGACAGAGGAUCUGCAGGAUCAAGACUCCUUCGUCUCCUUCCAGCAAGUUAUUCUGAUGGUGUUUAUCAAGCAAUACAGGAGCCUCACCUUCCAAAUCCAAGACACAUUAGUAAUGUUGCAAUGAAGGGAGAUUCAGGCCAGUCCUCAUACAGAAACCGAACUGUGCUAGGAGUUUUUUUUGGUUACCAUGUUUUUUCAGAAAUCAUUGGCACAGAUAGAAGUGCUUGUCCUGCUGAGUUUUUAAACAUUCAUAUACCAGCAGGGGAUGCUAUAUUUGAUUCAGAUGGCACAGGGCAAGUUGUCCUUCCAUACCAGAGAAGUCACUGGUGUAAGCACAGCGGAAGCAGUCCGAACAAUCCAAGACUCCAGAUAAACUCUGUCACAGCGUGGAUUGAUGGGAGUUCCAUAUAUGGCUCCUCACACUCUUGGAGUGAUGCUUUAAGAAGUUUCUCCAGUGGAAAACUGGCUUCAGGAUCUGAUCCAUUGUUUCCAUUAGAAGCAGAUCACCAGAUUCCUAUGUGGAAAACAGCAGAUCCAUCAACCGGACAGAGAGGAUCCAAGGGCAUUAUGGGUUUUGGCAAUGUUCGGGCGAGUGAGAAUCUAUUCCUACAAGCUGAGAGCAUCGUAUGGUUUCGAUAUCACAAUCAUCUAGCUGAAGAGUUUUUUAAAAAAAAUCCACAGUGGUCUGAUGAAGACUUGUUUCAGCAUUCUAGAAAAUGGGUGACUGCCGUUUAUCAGAACAUUGUUAUAUAUGAAUGGCUUCCUGUACUUCUUCAGAAAACACUUCCAGCUUACAGAGGCUAUAAUCAACAUGUAGAUGCAAGUCUUUCUAAUGAGUUCCACGUUGCUGUUCAAUUCAUGGCAACCCUAGUGCCACCAGGUGUUUAUAAAAGGAAUAAUACAUGUCAUUUUCAGAAAGUGACCAGCUCAGAUGGUGGCAUUUGGCCAGCUCUUCGUUUGUGUGACAACUAUUGGAAACGAGAGAAUAUAAAUGUACAAAACCCCCAGGAUAUUGAUGAAUUGCUUCUUGGGAUGAUUUCCCAGAUUGCAGAAAAAGAAGAUAAUGUUGUUGUUGAAGAUUUAAGAGAUUAUUGGUACGGACCUGUAAUAUAUUCCCGAACAGACUACAUUUCCAGUAGCAUCCAAAGAGGAAGAGAUUUAGGACUGUGUUCCUAUAACCAAGCAAGGGAAUACUUUGGACUUACUCCUAUUAAAAACUGGAAAUACAUCAAUCCACAGCUAUAUGAGAGCAGUAAACAGCUUUUUGAGAAUUUGUCAAAACUAUAUGACAAUGAUAUUAACAAGCUGGAGCUCCUGCCUGGUGUAAUGAUGGAAAGUGACGGGGACCCUGGGGAGCUUCUGACUGCCAUCAUGCUGGACCAGUUCCAGAGAUUAAGGGAUGGAGAUCGAUUUUGGUUUGAAAAUACAAAAAAUGGGUUAUUUUCUUUGGAUGACAUAGAAGCAAUACGGAACACAUCUUUUCAUGAUGUUCUUAUUGCUGUCACAUCUUCAGAGCUUGGUGAUAUUCAGAAAACAGUUUUUACCUGGUCUGAUGGUGAUCCGUGUCCCCAACCAACGCAAAUAUCAUCUGGACAGCUUCCCAACUGCACCCCGUUAACUGUAACUGACUAUUUUGCAGACAGUGUACCUGGAUACAGCAUACUUAUUACAGCAAUAUGCUCAUUUCCUUUAGUCAGCUUUUUCAUUGCAUGGAUUGUUGCUCAGUCUCGAAAAAGAGAUUUUAAAAAAAUACAACAGAAACGGGACAUCAAAAGCUUAAAAAGGGGAAUGUCAGUUGAUGGAGUUUCAGCACAAGAAUGGCGGGGUCCAAAAGAACCUACAUGCAGCGUUUUAAUACAAAUAUACCCACAACAUAUUAUCAAAGUAUUGGAUAUUAGCUGCACAAUAAUUCGCACCAUCAACUUACAGAGUCAAAAUAAAGUCACCAUCAUUCAGUCUAAUAACCAUGGAUGCAAAACCUUGAUGAUUAAGGUGCCAAAAGAAUAUGAUUUGGUGUUAUAUUUUAAUAACGAAGAAGAAAGCAAUGGCUUUAUUAGCCAGUUAAUAGAGAAUGGAAUCUCUAUCAAUAAACAGAAAAUGAAUGAAAAAGCUUUGCUUAAGGAAGCUGUUACAAAAAAGCAGAGAAGUCAAAUUCUUGAGACCUUCUUCAAGCAGUCUUUUUCUCAGGUUCUUCACAUCAGUCAAUCUGACAUUGAAAGUUUCACAUCAGACAGCUGCUUCAAAGUAAAAGAAGCUCUAAAAUGUGAAUUAAGCAGAACUGAAUUUGCUGAAUCGCUGGGAUUGAAACCUCAUUCCAUCUUUGUGGAAUCAAUGUUCUCUCUUGCCGACGAAGAUGGGAAUGGUUACUUGUCAUUUAGAGAAUUCUUAAAUAUACUAAUAAUAUUAAUGAAGGGUUCCGCCGAAGAAAAAUCACAGUUGAUGUUUAAGAUGUAUGAUAUAGAUGGAAAUGGUUUCCUUUCAAAGGAGGAGUUUCGAACAAUGCUAAAAUCUUUUAUUGAAAUUUCAAAUAACUGCAUUUCAAAAGACCAGGCAGACCAAGUCAUUGAAAUAAUGUUUAAAGAUGCAGGAUUCCAAAAUAAAGAGGAGCUAACUUGGGAAGAUUUUCAUUACUUGCUUCGAGACCAUGAUAAGGAACUUCGGUUAACACAACUGCGUUUCAAAGGUAUGGAUGCUCCUGAAGUCAUCAAUGAAAUGUGUAGAAGAGUAUCAUUCGUAGACUGCUUAGAAACAAAAACAAAUGGUUUGACAGAAACACGUUUAUAUACGGAAGCUAAAAAAGAAAAAUACCAAAGAAGCAAAUUUUAUCAAAAAAUUCAAGAAAUCAAGAGAUUUGUUGAAAAUUACCGACGCCAUAUUGUCUGUGUUAUGAUUUUUUAUGGAAUCUGUGUUGGACUGUUUUUUGACAGAGUUUACCAUUAUGCUUUUGAAUCUCAGCACACAGGCAUUGCUGAAGUAUCCUUGCCUGCUAUAAUUGUCUCAAGAGGAUCAGCUGCAAGUAUAUCAUUUAUGUUUUCAUACAUUCUGUUGACUAUGUGCCGAAAUCUCAUCACUUUUCUGAGGGAGACAUUUUUAAAUCAAUAUAUCCCAUUUGAUGCUGCAGUGGAUUUUCACCGUCUCAUUGCAAAAACAGCAAUUAUAUUAACAGUUCUCCAUAGUGUGGGCCACGCCAUCAAUAUUUAUAUGUUCUCCAUAACUCCUCUUAGCACUCUUUCCUGUCUGUUUCCUAAAGUAUUUAUUGAUGAUGGGUCUGAACUGCCACAAAAAUAUUAUUGGUGGUUUUUACAGACAAUACCAGGCUUAACUGGUGUGCUAAUGCUGGCAGUCCUCUCAUUGAUGUAUGUUUUUUCCGCCAAUCAUUUCAGACGCAUCAGUUUUCGUGGGUUUUGGCUGACCCAUCAUUUAUAUAUAGUUUUGUAUAUCCUGAUUAUUAUUCAUGGGAGCUUUGGCUUGCUCCAAGAGCCAACAUUUUAUGUUUAUUUCAUGGUCCCUUUUAUUCUCUUUGUCGGAGAUAGUCUUAUAAGCCUAAGUAGAAAGAAGAGAGAGAUUACUGUGAUUAAAGCUGAACUUCUGCCUUCAGAUGUAACUUAUGUCCAGUUUCAGCGUCCUUUUGAUUUCGAGUAUAAAUCUGGACAGUGGGUAAGGAUAGCUUGCCUGGAUUUAGGGACCAAUGAAUAUCACCCAUUCACAUUAACCUCUGCUCCCCAUGAGGACACACUGAGCUUGCACAUAAGAGCUGCUGGACCAUGGACUACUCGCUUGCGUGAGCUGUACUCCCCACAGAACAUCUCUGAGCUCAGUGGGUAUCCCCAGAUCUACUUGGAUGGGCCUUUUGGAGAAGGUCACCAAGAAUGGAACAAAUAUGAAGUUUCUGUUCUUGUGGGUGGAGGAAUCGGAGUUACCCCUUUUGCAUCUAUUCUAAAAGAUUUAGUUUUCAAGUCAGCUGUCAAUUCUAAGAUAUUGUGCAAAAAGAUAUAUUUUAUAUGGGUAACACGCACACAGCGUCAGUUCGAGUGGUUUGCAGACAUUAUUCGAGAAGUAGAAGAAAAUGAUAGGAGUGAUUUGGUGUCAGUUCACAUCUAUAUAACACAACUUGCGGAAAAGUUUGACCUCCGUACCACCAUGCUAUACAUUUGUGAACGGCACUUCCAAAAAGUAUUAAAUCGCAGCUUAUUUACUGGUUUACGUUCCAUCACUCACUUUGGAAGGCCGCAGUUCGAGCCAUUUUUCCUCUCUCUUCAGGAAGUUCAUCCAGAGGUUCGAAAAAUUGGAGUUUUCAGCUGUGGACCCCCAGGAAUGACAAAAAAUGUAGACAAAGCUUGUCAGAUGAUCAACAAGAAAGACCAGACACACUUUACUCAUCACUUUGAAAAUUUCUAGAUUGAAGCAUCUAGAACACAUACAUUUGCCAAUAUUCAUUUUAUGCAUUUCAAAUUUGCUUAUGCAUUUUUAAAAAAAACAUUUUAUCAACUGCACUUUUAUCAUUGUAUUAGUAUUAACAUGACAGCAUUCUAGCUUCUGCUCUGGCUUUUUGCUUGUGACAGACAUGUUCAAGAAUCUAUGUAAACCAUUGAAAUGGGUCAGAUAUUUAAAUAUCUAGAAUCAGCUGAUAUAUUAUUUUUGUUCAGGGGUGAUAACCUGCACAUUUUGUGUUACAUAACCCCAGCCUACUGCCAUGGGUAAAACAUA